Molecule: messenger RNA, 1555 nt
Organism: Peromyscus maniculatus bairdii (prairie deer mouse)
Lineage: Eukaryota; Metazoa; Chordata; Mammalia; Rodentia; Cricetidae
Gene: Ido1
Product: indoleamine 2,3-dioxygenase 1
Biological process (GO): 'de novo' NAD+ biosynthetic process from L-tryptophan
Cellular component (GO): cytoplasm
Molecular function (GO): heme binding; metal ion binding; indoleamine 2,3-dioxygenase activity
Source: RefSeq, a predicted model, not a curated record
GCUGCCUGGAGGGCGGUACCACGGUGUAGCGCGCAGCGCCGGCUCACCCCGCCCGCGGGCACCAUGCCUGGUACCCUUGCAAGGAACGCCCUGGAGCCUGCAUCCUUGGGUACCCUGGCGUACCUAGUGUUGAGGUCCCGGUGUACCGGGUCACUGUGAGGAACUGCCCCAUACAUUCAGCGCCUGGAACCGCAUUGCCAGAAAUCUUCCUGCACUGAUCGAGAAUGGGCGGCUUCGGGAAGAAGUUGAGAAGCUGCCAACGCUCAACAUUGACGAGCUGAAAGGGCACAGGUCGCAGCGCCUGGCACAUUUGGCUCUGGGGUACAUCACCAUGGCGUAUGUGUGGAACCGAGGGGACGGUGAUAUUCGAAAGGUGCUGCCCAGAAAUAUCGCUGUUCCCUACUGCAAACUCUCCGAGAAGCUGGGCCUGCCUCCCAUCCUGUCUUACGCAGACUGCGUCCUGGCAAACUGGAAGAAAAAGGAUCCCAGUGGGCCCAUGACAUAUGAGAACAUGGACAUUCUGUUCUCGUUUCCUGGUGGGGACUGCGGUAAAGGCUUCUUCCUUGUCUCUCUAUUGGUGGAAAUCGCAGCUUCUCCUGCAAUCCAAGCAGUCCCCACUGUACGCAGUGCGGUGCAGCAUCAAGACCAGGAAACACUGGGAAAGGCAUUGGGCGACAUAGCCACCAGUCUGGAGGCCGCGAAGGAAUAUUUUAAGAGGAUGCGUGACUUUGUGGAUCCAGAUCAGUUUUUCAAUGUUCUGCGCAUAUAUUUGUCUGGUUGGAAAGGCAACCCCAAGCUGGCCGAGGGUCUGCUGUAUGAGGGGGUCUGGGAUACCCCGAAAAAGUUUUCAGGGGGCAGUGCAGGCCAGAGCAGCAUCUUCCAGUGCCUCGACGUCCUUCUGGGAAUAGAGCACAGCAGUGGUGAAGGCUCUCCUGCAGAAUUCCUCCAGGAAAUGAGAGAGUACAUGCCUCCAGCCCACCGCAACUUCCUGUGCUCCUUAGAGUCCGGUCCCUCAGUCCGUGAGUUUGUCAUUUCAAGAGGCAAUGAAGACCUGCAGAAAGCAUAUAAUAAGUGUGUGAACGGCCUGGUCUCUCUGAGAAAAUUCCACCUUAACAUAGUAAGGACAUACAUUCUGGAUCCCGCAAAGAAGCAGCGCGGGGCUACUUCCAAGUCUGAAGAAUCCUCAAACGAGGAAAACAGAGGGACCGGGGGUACUGACGUCAUGAAUUUCUUGCAGAGUGUAAAGGAUGCAACUGAGAAAGCCCUUCUGAGUAGUGCUUAGUGUAGCAAGAUUGCAUUUGAUCAGUGCACAGUGAUCUGCAUACAUCCUGUCAUAGCUCAUUAAAUUAGACCCACUGAGUAAGAGUAGGGAAUGAUUUACCAAGAAGGCACUAUAUAGAUUUCAAAAUCAUCUAUGCAUCACCUGUAGGAGAAUAACAAAAGUGAACUAAUUAAUAAUAUUUAAAAAUGAUAUAAGAAAUACUGUAAGUUAUAUUGAUGAUUGGAAUGUGACAAUGAAACCACUAAAUAAAAAAAUAUUGUGAAGUGGAAUAAA